Messenger RNA from Dreissena polymorpha, 3789 nucleotides. RefSeq lists its product as uncharacterized. NCBI's taxonomy places the organism in Eukaryota, Metazoa, Mollusca, Bivalvia, Myida, Dreissenidae. The transcript has 9 exons. The record is from RefSeq and is a predicted model, not a curated record. Bases 500 to 1570 code for a protein of 356 amino acids.
GAUAUUGCAAUCAAAAUGAGAAGUGCAUGUGGAGAUUUCUUUGUUGAUUCUCAUUAAAGGGACCUUUUCACAGAUUUUGGCAUGCAUUAAAUGAUUGAAGUUUAUCAUUAAAUGCUUUUUAUUGAUAAAAAUUGGAUCUAAAAUAGUAAAAAGCUCCAUUAAAAAAUAAGAAUAAGAUUAAAGAAAGAAAAACAAAGGAACCCUCAACUGGGCUUGAACCACUGACCCCUGGAGUAAAAGUCUGACGCUUAGACCACUCGACCAUCUGUGCUCAUACAAGGGCUCCACCGAUACCAGCAGGUGCCCCAAGGACCUGGACCGAACUGCCUACCUGCGUUCCUAUGGAAACAAAUGCUACUACUUUGAACGCUCAGAGACUACCUGGCCGAACGCGCAAGCCCGAUGCAAGCGCCUUGGUGGGGAUCUAAUCACGAUCACACAAAGGGAGAUCCAGGUGUUUGUGGAGGGGGUUCUCCGUGAACUAUGGACGAACAAUGGCAUGUGGAUUGGAGCCCAUGACCGGCAUGACGAGAUGGACUGGUACUGGGUAAAUGGAGUGAGAGCACGCAAUGGAGGCAGCUAUGAGAACUGGGACAGAGGUCAGCCGAGCUGCUUUCUACCCAACUUCUUGUGUCAUGAAGACUGUGCGGUGCUGCGUCUAGACGAGGGCUAUAAGUGGCAUGACUACCUCUGCAGCUCUGACCUGUAUCAGUAUGGAUUAGCCUGCGAGUAUAAUAUGAUACCAGUACCACCAACAACACCUGCACCUACAACAAAGGCAACAUCAACAACAGCAGCAGCAACAACAACAACAACAAGAACAACAACAGCAGCAACAACAAGAACAACAACAGCAACAACAAAAACAGCAAUAUCCUCAGACGCCACCACUGUACCAAUUGUUGUUGUUAAAACCAAUGACGGGGAGCACUCUGCCCUACAUUCUGAUGACUUCACAGUGGACAAUAGCUCAUUGAUUUCAGACCAAGGACAGGGUGGGGAGAUUGGCAGACAUGUGAUGUCCAGUGAGAGCGGUGGCAUGUCUACAGGCAGCCUGGUUGGGAUUGUUGUGUCGUUCAUCAUCGUGUUCCUUGCUGGUCUGACCGUGGGAAUACUCUUCUGCCGAAGACGCAGGGCAAAGUUUACAGAAGUCUACAGCGUCGGCUUCAACAACAUCCUCUACUCUCCUGCUCCUCAGUCAGACACAAGGGUCAAGGACACGAACCUCGCCGUGGCAUUGAGCCAACAAGAGGAGGACAGCAUGGUGGAUCACAGGUAUGCGGGCAUUGAUGACCUUGCUGCAGAAGGGUGCGCGGUCUACUGUGACAUGGGCGGAGCUAAAUCAGUUGACCUGCCCACCUGCAAGGAGAUUGACAAGGAGGCGGACUUAGGGCAGGAAGCUGAAGCCAAUCAUCUCUAUGAUCACAUAGAAGGGGAGGAGUCUGCUGGAGCACCACCUCCUGUCCCUUCUAGGCAUGGGAACUUGACGGCUUUUCCUCCAGAAUUCUUGCAGAAGGAUACGGACGUUUUGCAGGCCUAUUCUCACAACCUGUAUGGAUACAGCAAGUGAGGUUGUGCCAGUGUUCACUGCAGAUCUCAAAUAGGGCCUGAUUCAGGGGUCUGUAGUCAUUGCCCCUUUACCCAUUUAUGCCUAUUGGACUCUCCCAUCCUUCUAAAUUGGAUCAAUUUAUUUCCAAAGAUAGGGAUGUCUAGUAUACUUAUUUCUAUAUUUAGAAUAUUUCUUACAGAAAUUCCUUUAAGCAAACAGCGCAGACCCUGAUGAGACGCCGCAUUAUGCGGCGUCUCAUCUGGGUCUACGCUGUUUGCCAAGGCCUUUUUUCAAGACGCUAGGCAUAAAUGGGUUAAACAUACUUAACCUUACCUCUGACUACACUCAUGAGAUCUUUACCGUUACCUAAUUUGAUAGAUUAUGCUUUAAGGCUGGUUGUAAGUACUAAAGAAUAUUCAAGAAAUCUGCAUAUAUAUGAUACAAUUAUAAUGCCGUGAAGAGGGUAUCAUUUAUGCAAUCAAAAGUGGACAAAAAAACCUCUGCAUGUUCAGACAUCUCUUAUUAUGUUAACAGUACAUUAACAACAAAUCACCAGAAAUCUUCCAUUGCAAUAUUUUUUGUGUAACUGAAAUUUGUGCCUAUUUCAUCCAUCUUUAUUUGGAGCUAGCUUUAUCAUAAUUCAGUUUGCACAUUUGGAGCAGUUUUUUUCAGGGUUGCAUCAAUUUUUAUGAAUCAACAUGUUUUUUUGUUGUUGAAAUAUACAAAGUAUAAGAAUUGUUUAUUAUGUAGGUUGUAUGUUCAUAAAAUGUUUUUUCUGUGUAACCAUUUAUCAACAGGGUUGUCAAUCUAGUUUGAAAGUUCUCGAAACAUUUACUUUACUCUCUUUAAAGUUUUUUCUUCACUGUCUUGAACCGAACUUGUUCAGUGGAUGUGUGCCUAUGUACCAACACACAGGGUGUAUGGGUAAUUCCCCAUGAUGGUGCUUUUCUGAAAAGAUGUUCAUUUAUGAUGGGAUAAUUAUGUGUUUCAACUGUUGGCCUAUUCCUGCUUGAAUUAUAUGGAUUAAAAAUGUGUUUUUGUCCAAGUAACUACUUAAAUUAAAUUGUUUAGUUUGCAAUAUUUUUGUUUCUUUUUAGCUCAUCUAUUUUUUGAAAAAAAAUUAUGAGCUAUUGUCAUCACCUUGGCGUCGGCGUUGGCGUUGGCGUUGGCGUUGGCGUUGGCGUUGGCGUCGGCGUCCGGUUAAGUUUUGCGUUUAGGUCCACUUUUCUCAGAAAGUAUCAAUGCUAUUGCAUUCAAACUUGGUACACUUACUUACUAUCAUGAGGGGACUAGGCAGGCAAAGUUAGAUAACUCUGGCGUGCAUUUUGACAGAAUUAUGUGCCCUUUUUAUACUUAAAAAAUUGCAAAUUUUGGUUAAGUUUUGCGUUUAGUUCCACUUUUCUCAGUAAGUAUCAAUGCUAUUGCAUUCAAACUUGGUACACUUACUUACUAUCAUGAGGGGACUGGGCAGGCAAAGUUAGAUAACUCUGGCAUGCAUUUUGACAGAAUUAUGUGCCCUUUUUAUACUUAGAAAAUUGACAAUUUUGGUUAAGUUUUGUGUUUAGGUCCAUUUUAUUCCUUAAGCAUCAAAGCUAUUGCUUUCAUACUUGCAACACUUACUAACUAUCAUAAGGGGACUGUGCAGGCAAAGUAAUGUAACUCUGACUGGCAUUUUGACAGAAUUAUGUGCCCUUUUUAUACUUAGAAAAUUGAAAAUUUGAUUAAGUUUUGUGUUUAGGUCCACUUUAUUCCUACAGUAUCAAAGCUAUUGCUUUCAUACUUGCAAGAUUUAUGAACUAUCAUAAGGGGACGGUGCAGGCAAAGUUAUGUAACUCUGACUGGCAUUUGGACGGAAUUAUGGGCCCUUUAUACUUAGAAAAUUGAAAAUUUGGUUAAGAUUUAUGUUUUGGUCACUUUACCCCUAAAGUAUCAUAGAUAUUGCUUUCAUACUUGGAACACUCACAAACUAUCAUAAGGGUACAGUAAAAGGACAAGUUGCAUAACUCUGGUUGUCAUUGUUACGGAAUUAUGGCCCUUUUUUGACUUAGUAACUUUUAAUAUAUGGUUAAAUUUUGUGUUUCGAUCCACUCGAAGUAUCAAGGCUAUUGCUUUCAAACUUCAAAUACUUACAUGCUAUCAUGAGGUUACUGUACCUGGCAACUUGAAUUUUACUUUGACCUUUGAAUGACCUUGACUCUCAAGGUCAAAUUAUUAAAUUUUGCUAAAAUUGCCAUAACUUC